AUGGAGGAGGAGCUGAAAGCAUUCUUCGAAGACUGUCGAAGGCAGGAGUUUUCUGAGAAGGAAAUGCUGACUAUAUGUCAGCCCUUGAUUUGGAGAAUUCGCCUGGCUAGGAUUAUAAAAUGGUGCUUUUUUCUAUUGCCCUUGGUGGUUAUAUAUCUGCUUUGGUUAUAUAGCGAUUCCUUCGCUUGGUCGGUGAGUGCUGUCGGUCGUUUGUUGCUCAUUCAGAUCCUCCCGCUCUGGGAUUGGACACCCUACUACAAUGCCAAGUGCCUGAUUUCAAGAGUGGAGAGUGUCCAGGAGCCUCCACCUCCACUGGGUAAACUUGAGACUCAGUGGCAGAACUGUGCUCUAUGUGAAGCUUUGGAGGGCAUAGCAACUGCUUCAAAUGUCAGUUACUCCACCGUGGAAUCGGAGUACCUAGAUCGGGGUUUACCAGUCAUUAUAACAGAUAGUGGAUUGAAAAUGGAUGUCCCCAAUCUCCUAGAGCUCAUAGAGGAGAAGUCUCCUCAGUGGAUUUCCAGUGAUCCCUGUGAUGUUUCCAGUAGUCUCAUGCUGAGAAAGCUAUUUAAUCUAGAGGCGGCUCUUGGCAAGAUUCGCUCGUGGCAAGGACAGACCUCAAACACUUGGCACCUUCAGCUAAGAAACUGCCAGAAGAAGGCGGUAAAGUUCUCCCGACUAUUCCUGGAACGUCCCUACUACUAUCCUUACCACCUGGCUCCGUACUACUCCAGCUGGCUACUGGCAGUCCAUCAGCAAAGGCGAAAGCAGGCCGAGAUUUACGUUCGCGGGUUGGUUUUCAUGCAGCAACUAAGUGGGCACUUCGAAGUGGUCCUGCAACCCAAGAACCCCUGCGAUAAGGGAGUGUGUCCAAGCCUUCGAAUGCGCCUGAAUGCAGGGGAGGGUCUGAUCUUCACCACGGAUAUUUGGAGCCUGAGUUAUGGUCUGGAGAAACCUCACACCAAGCAAACCUCGCUGGCCAGCAUAUUCGAAGUUGAGUGGCAGUCGUAAACGUUUUUGAUUAGUUGGCCGAAAUUGUAUUUACACACACAACUAGAUACAGACAAAUA
This is a messenger RNA of Drosophila subpulchrella, 1067 nucleotides long. RefSeq lists its product as uncharacterized. Bases 1 to 1008 code for a protein of 335 amino acids. The transcript is spliced from 2 exons. Lineage: Eukaryota; Metazoa; Arthropoda; Insecta; Diptera; Drosophilidae. The record is from RefSeq and is a predicted model, not a curated record.